This is a messenger RNA of Lipotes vexillifer (Yangtze River dolphin), 2845 nucleotides long. It is a transcript of the gene NXN, whose product is annotated as nucleoredoxin. Gene Ontology annotation, cellular component: nucleus. Gene Ontology annotation, biological process: negative regulation of protein ubiquitination; negative regulation of Wnt signaling pathway. The transcript has 8 exons. The record is from RefSeq and is a predicted model, not a curated record. The coding region runs from base 69 to 1388 and encodes 439 amino acids. NCBI's taxonomy places the organism in Eukaryota, Metazoa, Chordata, Mammalia, Artiodactyla, Lipotidae. Gene Ontology annotation, molecular function: thioredoxin-disulfide reductase (NADPH) activity.
CCAAGGGAGCGCGGUCGCCGCCGCCUGCCUGCCCGGGUGCCCGCGUGCCCGGGCAGCGGUGGGCCAGGAUGUCGGGUUUCCUGGAGGAGCUGCUGGGCGAGAAGCUGGUGACGGGCGGCGGCGAGGAGGUGGACGUGCACUCGCUGGCUGCCCGCGGCAUCUCGCUGCUCGGGCUCUACUUCGGCUGUAGCCUGAGCGCCCCCUGCGCGCAGCUCAGCGCCAGCCUGGCCGCCUUCUACGGCCGCCUGCGGGGGGACGCGGCGGCUGGGCCAGGGGCUGGGGCUGGCCCGGGGCCGGGGGCCGGGGCGGCGGCGGAACCCGAGUCGCGGCGCCGCCUGGAGAUUGUCUUCGUGUCCUCGGACCAGGACCAGCGGCAGUGGCAGGACUUCGUGCGGGACAUGCCGUGGUUGGCGCUGCCCUACAAGGAGAAGCACAGGAAGCUUAAACUUUGGAACAAAUAUCGAAUUUCCAACAUUCCAUCACUAAUAUUCUUAGACGCCACCACCGGGAAGGUCGUGUGCAGGAAUGGGCUGCUGGUGAUCCGCGAUGACCCAGAGGGUUUGGAAUUCCCUUGGGGGCCUAAACCCUUCAGGGAAGUCAUUGCAGGGCCCUUGCUUAGAAAUAAUGGGCAGUCCCUGGAGAGCAGCAGCCUGGAGGGGUCUCACGUGGGAGUCUAUUUCUCUGCACACUGGUGUCCACCCUGCCGAAGCCUCACCCGGGUCCUGGUGGAAUCCUACCGGAAGAUCAAGGAGGCGGGCCAGAAAUUCGAGAUCAUCUUUGUUAGUGCAGACAGGUCAGAGGACUCAUUCAACCAGUACUUCAGUGAGAUGUCGUUGCAUGCAGUUCCCUACCCCGACGAGGCCCGGCGGUCGCGCCUCAACCGGCUGUAUGGAAUCCAAGGCAUCCCCACCCUCAUUGUGCUGGACCCACAGGGGGAGGUGAUCACGCGGCAGGGGCGGGUGGAGGUGCUGAACGAUGAGGACUGCAGGGGCUUCCCGUGGCACCCCAAGCCCGUGCUGGAGCUCUCCGACUCCAACGCCGUGCAGCUCAACGAGGGCCCCUGCCUCGUCCUUUUUGUAGAUUCUGAGGAUGACGGGGAGUCCGAGGCGGCCAAGCAGCUGAUCCAGCCCAUAGCUGAGAAGAUCAUCGCCAAGUACAAAGCCAAAGAGGAGGAGGCGCCACUUCUGUUCUUUGUGGCGGGGGAGGAUGACAUGACAGACUCCCUGCGAGACUACACCAACCUGCCCGAGGCUGCCCCUUUGCUCACCAUUCUGGACAUGUCAGCCCGGGCCAAGUACGUGAUGGACGUGGAGGAGAUCACCCCUGCCAUUGUGGAGGCCUUUGUGAAUGACUUCCUAGCAGAAAAGCUCAAACCAGAGCCCAUCUAGCCGCCCGCUUCCCGGAUGUUAUUUAAAACGCAUUCUUCUCCCCGCCCUGCCCCGCCCUGCCCCCACCCUUGGACUUUUCCGGGAUGUACCGAAUCACACAGCCCAAGUGUCCAACCUCUCUGUGGUGCCUUGUUUUCUGCAUUAACUCCUCAGCUAGCACCCUCGGGUGCGCAUCCUCUCCAGCAGCAGAAGAACCUCCGUGUUUGGAGACUCUGCUUGGGAUUCGCGGGGCUGGCAGAACCCGGCCCGAACCGGGACUGCAGCGUUCUCUUCGUCCCUAGCUCUUGGUGAGGUAUUUGCCAGGGUGUUCUUCUGUCAAGUGGGCACCAAGGGACAGAGCAUCGGUGCUCUGGCUCUGCCUUACGUGCCAGCACGUACGUGCAGAGCCCGAGGGUUCAGAGGCGCACAGGCGGUGGGUGGAGCAGGGAGAGGGUGGCAGCCGCGGAGGCCCCGUGCAGAGCUGCGGGCGAGGACGUCCUUUCCUAAGUGACUUGGUCUGUCUUGGCCUGAGGGAAAAACACCAGCUUGUCAGCCGGUUCUUGGGCAGGGGCUCUCCAGCCCUCAAAGGAAGUUUGUGUUCUUUUCUGGUGAGGAAGAGAGUAGCUAUGGUAAUGAUUCACGUACUAAUUGCUUACUUUGAUGGAGCGCCUCCCAUGUGAUAAGAAUGAGCUGCUCACUCCUUCCUUCUAGCUCUUUCUUCCUUGAUCUUGACCUUCUCCCAGUUUCUACCUUCUCAGAUGAACAGCCCUUACAAUCUUGGAAUGUUGUUACUAAGUUCUCCCCCUUGGACAUCUUCCCAAGAAGACGCGGUGGUCCUGUGUUCCCGGAGGAGCACCGCUCACCAGCGCAGACCUGACUCAGCCUGGCUCUGGGCCUGGGGCCGCUGGAGCUCUGCUGAGGUGCCCUUGCCCACCCUUGGUUACCCCUGCAUUCCCUUUUCUUCUCAAAGCAGAACUUAAAAGAGAGAAAAAAAUUACCAGAAGCCUAGCUUUUUCCUAAGAACCUGCAGAAAGGGCUGUGCCCUGAGGUGGGAGUGCAGGCCAAAGACAAGUCAGCUAAGAGUAGGCCCUGGGUCCGCCCUGCCGGGCCCAGCUCAGCUCCUUGUUUGGGCUGAACUGACCACAGAAAGGAAGCUAACAGCUGUGCUCUUAGGAUUUGGGAUGGAAGGCUUUGCCUAGGGCCUCACAGGGUUUCAGCCUAUCUCAGUCAGAAGUCAGGGCCUUUAAAAUAAUCUCAGGCCUCACCCCUGGCUCCACUCACAGCCAAUCAAGACCAUUUAUUUGGAAAACCCAGCCCCCUCCAAUUAGCUGUUGACAUGUUGCUCCUUGCUGAGUGGGAUUGUUGAUUUGUAGUUCAGAGGUACAAAUUUAGUUGGUAAUUAGACUGUUACUGUUACCAGCCUGAAAUGCAGUCACCUAGUAAGAAAUAAAACAGGCAUCUCUGGACGUUAUCAACCA